CAUACCAUACCCGAACCCGCUUACCACAAGAAACUGGAUAGUAGCUUCCUGCACUCCUAUCUUCCUCGCCGUAGGAACCAAAACCACAUUCCUCGUAUCGUACCCUUCAUCCAUUCACAUCAAAUUUUGCAACUUUGUUUCCAAUUGCGUGCACCCAUGUCCUCUUCUCUUUCCUUAUCGCUCUCUGCUCCCUCCAUCCACGAUUCUUCCUUCCUCCAUGGAACAAAGCUCUUUCCCUUUUCUCGAAGAGUGGCACCACGCCGCUUCAAUUCUUUCUCUGCCAAGUGCUCCCUCGACCACAUCCCCAAACAGUUCCGAAAGGAAAAUCUCAAAGAUGGAUUGAUGGAAAACUACAAGAAUGCACCUCAAUCUCUAUAUGGCCUUUCUCCUUCACAAAUGGACAUGUUCAUGACAGAAGAUAAUCCUAUCCGUCAGCAAUCUGAAAGAGUUACAGAGGAAAGCAUUUCAUCUGCCAAGAAUUAUAUGGAUAAUGGUGGAAUGUGGAGUCUAUCUGGCAUGGGAAAAAAUGAUGCUUCAAAAUACAGCAUGAGUGUUAGUAUGUAUCGAGGAGGUAGGGGAACCGGAAGGCCAAAAACUGCUCCACCAGAUCUGCCUUCUUUGCUCUUGGAUGCUCGAAUAUGCUAUCUGGGUAUGCCGAUUGUACCAGCUGUGACAGAACUUAUUGUUGCUCAAUUUAUGUGGUUGGAUUAUGAUAACCCUACCAAACCUAUUUACUUGUAUAUUAAUUCAUCAGGAACUCUGAAUGAGAAGAAUGAGACCGUGGGUUCAGAAACUGAGGCAUAUUCCAUAGCUGAUAUGAUGUCUUAUGUCAAAGCAGAUGUCUAUACUGUGAAUUGUGGCAUGGCAUUUGGUCAAGCAGCAAUGCUUCUGUCGCUUGGAACAAAGGGCUAUCGUGCUGUACAGCCAAAUUCAUCUACAAAAUUAUAUCUCCCAAAAGUCAAUAGAUCUAGUGGUGCUGUUAUAGAUAUGUGGAUUAAGGCAAAAGAGCUAGAGGCAAAUACUGAGUAUUACAUUGAGCUGUUGGCAAAAGGGACAGGGAAAUCAAAGGAAGAAAUUGCUAAAGAUGUCCAGAGGCCUAAGUAUCUUCAAGCACAGGAUGCUAUAGACUAUGGAAUUGCCGACAAAAUAAUUGAUUCAAGUUCAAGGGAUGUUGCAUUUGAGAAGAGGAAUUAUGAUGAAAUGCUUGCUCAAUCAAGAGCUAAGAGGAGACAAGGUGGUGGCAAUCCUCAAGCGGCUCCUUCAGGAUUUAGGUAAUCAAACAGCAUAAGGCCACUUAUUCGGCUCCAAAUCCAAUGCCUUCAAAGGAUGCUCGCGGGUUAAAUUUAAGUUGAUGCCUAGUAUAAAGGUCAAACAGCUAUCUCACAUCAAGGCCAUAUGGAAAUUUUCUCUGGAUAGUGUAUGAAAUCCGUAUCUUGGCUGUGUGGCGACGUGUUCAAUACUUAUAUUUGAAAUACCUAGCUUAGUUUCAACAACUAAAGAAAAUGACCUGGUUUCUUAAGUUGUAAAUAUCGAACCAUUAGCAAUCUGAUGGCUGCAUUCUCUUCAAAUGUUUCAUUUCAUUUUGAAUGAGAUUUUCUUUGUAACCCAAUAAUAUUGGAUGGUCUUCCGAUGGAAAUAUGCUAUUCAGAGAAACAUCAUGUUUGCACAGUA
Messenger RNA from Glycine soja, 1671 nucleotides. RefSeq names its product ATP-dependent Clp protease proteolytic subunit-related protein 1, chloroplastic-like. Bases 157 to 1275 code for a protein of 372 amino acids. Lineage: Eukaryota; Viridiplantae; Streptophyta; Magnoliopsida; Fabales; Fabaceae. The transcript is spliced from 9 exons. Gene Ontology annotation, cellular component: endopeptidase Clp complex. The record is from RefSeq and is a predicted model, not a curated record. Gene Ontology annotation, molecular function: ATP-dependent peptidase activity; ATPase binding; serine-type endopeptidase activity. Gene Ontology annotation, biological process: protein quality control for misfolded or incompletely synthesized proteins.